AUGCCUCCCCCACGAGCAUUCGACUUCACCGGCGACGUCGCCAUCGUAACAGGUGCUGGCUCAAGAAUGGAUGGCGAAAUCGGUAACGGCCGCGCAGCCGCAAUCCUCCUGGCACGUCACGGCGCAAAAGUGGCACUAGUCGACUUCAACGUCGCGUGGGCAAACGAGACGAAACGCAUGAUAGUGGAGGAGGGGAGUGGUGGCGAAUCUGGGUCGAAUGUCAUUGUUGUACAGGCAGAUGUCACGGAUGAGGACUCGUGCAAGAGGGCAGUCGAAACGACAGUGGAGGUCUUUGGAGCCGUGCAUAUCCUUGUUAAUAUUGUCGGUGUCGGCGGCGCCAUGGGCGACGCAACGAACAUCAACCUCGAAGCAUGGGACAGGGACUUCCGGAUCAACGUCACCAGCAUGGUCCUCAUGGCGCGGUAUGCGAUUCCCGAGAUGCGGAAGCAGGGGCGUGGGUCCAUUGUGAAUAUGUCGUCGGUUAGUGGCUGUGAGUUUUCCUCUUCUCUCCUCGCUCGUACCAGUUCAUCCAUUUCCCUGAGAGCUUCGGACAAGUUCAAUGGGGCAGCGCUGAUGAUCCUCGGGACACAAGUACUCGGCGGCAACCCCAGCCUCCUGUACCCAACAACAAAAGGCGCAAUCAUCCAGAUGACGCGCGCGAUGGCGGCACAGCAUGGGCGCGAGGGGAUCCGUGUCAACUGUGUCGCGCCAGGAAUGGUGUAUACCCCGAUGACGAGGGGGAGAGGGAUGACCGAGGAGAUGAGGGAGGCGAGGAUUAGACAGAACCUUUUGGGGGUUGAGGGGACAGGGUGGGAUGUUGGGUAUGCAAUCUUGUUUCUUGCUAGCAAGGAGGCGAGGUGGAUCACGGGGUUGAUCAUGCCAGUGGAUGGAGGGACUACAGCCGGACGGGCAGACAGGCCUGCCUUGAAAGCGGAUUCACUGGCGGAGCAGAACACCGGUAUCGCGAAUUAA
This is a messenger RNA of Aspergillus calidoustus, 972 nucleotides long. The record is from the annotation of a GenBank genome assembly. NCBI's taxonomy places the organism in Eukaryota, Fungi, Ascomycota, Eurotiomycetes, Eurotiales, Aspergillaceae.